This is a messenger RNA of Suillus discolor, 668 nucleotides long. Its product is annotated as calmodulin. The coding region runs from base 93 to 542 and encodes 149 amino acids. Gene Ontology annotation, molecular function: calcium ion binding; enzyme regulator activity. The record is from RefSeq and is a predicted model, not a curated record. Lineage: Eukaryota; Fungi; Basidiomycota; Agaricomycetes; Boletales; Suillaceae. The transcript is spliced from 8 exons.
UGCUCAACGACAAUCACCAACCCCCGUCAUCCUCUUUGUCAAAUCGCAUUCUUUUAUAGUCAACAAAGUUUUCUCUCGUAGCUUUCUAGAACAUGGCGGAUCAAUUGUCUGAAGAACAAAUAUCUGAAUUCAAGGAAGCUUUCUCUUUGUUUGACAAAGAUGGCGAUGGCACGAUCACUACCAAAGAGCUCGGCACUGUGAUGCGCUCGCUAGGUCAAAAUCCUACCGAAGCUGAGCUACAGGAUAUGAUCAACGAGGUUGACGCUGAUGGGAAUGGUACCAUCGACUUCCCAGAGUUCCUUACAAUGAUGGCGCGCAAAAUGCGUGAUACCGACAGCGAGGAAGAGAUUAAAGAGGCAUUUAAAGUAUUCGAUAAGGACGGGAACGGCUAUAUCAACGCUGCCGAGCUGAGACAUGUCAUGACGAACCUGGGCGAGAAAUUGACUGACGCUGAGGUCGAUGAAAUGAUUCGUGAAGCAGACGUCGAUGGCGAUGGCCAGAUCAAUUACGAUGAAUUUGUGAAGAUGAUGUUAUCGAAAUGAUGUGGAAUGCGUCCUGUACAAUAAACUUAGCAUUCUACUUACUCUACCCAAGUGACUCGGUCUGCAGAAAUAGUUGCAUGUUCAACGUUCAAUUGCUACAUAAUGUCAACCAGGAUUUCUCAUCUU